Messenger RNA from Salvia splendens (bonfire salvia), 925 nucleotides. RefSeq names its product cytochrome b561 and DOMON domain-containing protein At5g47530. The coding region runs from base 215 to 841 and encodes 208 amino acids. NCBI's taxonomy places the organism in Eukaryota, Viridiplantae, Streptophyta, Magnoliopsida, Lamiales, Lamiaceae. The record is from RefSeq and is a predicted model, not a curated record. The transcript has a single exon.
AUAACCAAAGCCUGGCCCAAGUUAUAUCAAAGAAACGAAAAAGAAAAAAAAUCAGGAUUCAUGACUUGUGGAGCAACAACUGCAAACCUACUAAUGAUCACCACAUUCCACACUAAAAACCUGCUCUCUUCCUAAUCACAUAAAAUUCUUGCAUAUAAAUCCACACACAACAAAACCCCAUGCCCCAUCCCAUGCAAACAUGCAAUAAACACCCAUGGCCUCACUUUUUCUCCUCCUCCUCAAUCUCAUGCUCAACAAUUUUGCUGCUACUAAUUCUCUCUCCUCAUCAUCUUCUCUCUCAUGCCACAACCACAUAUUCUCAUCCAACAGAGUGUUCACCUCCUGCACUCACCUCCCCUCUCUAGAAGCCCACCUGCACUGGAACUACACCCCAUCUCUCGCUCGAGUCUCCAUAGCCUAUAGGGCUAAGCAAGUCCCCAAGGGAUGGAUCGCGUGGGCCAUCAACCCCACCAGCUCCGGCAUGGUUGGCUCACAAGCCUUGGUAGCUUUCCGGACUUCCAAUGGCACCAUGAGGGUUUACACGACCGCCAUAGCCAGCUACAACCCCUCUAUGCUCCCUGCACAGAUCAGUCUACCUGUGUCAAACAUAUCCACAGAAUAUGUAGGCAAUGAGAUGAUAAUAUAUGCCGCAGUUGGCCCCCUGCUAAAUGGAAGCGUUGUCAAUCAUGUUUGGCAGGCUGGAGCCUCCGUUUCCAGCAAUAUUCCUCAGAUUCAUUCCACGUCACCGCCCCAUCUUCAGUCUAUGGGGACUAUCAACUUCCUAUCACAGUUUUACUGCCUGAAAAAUGAAACAAGGAAUAGAGAAAGAGAGAGAACAUGAUCAUCUUACUCUUUAUCAAUCAUUUGCCACAGAAUCCUUUGUUAUAAACUAUUGAAUAUAUUAUUCAUUUUCAUUUGAGUACAA